GAAGAAUCCAUCGCUGACAAGAAAGAAACCUUCAACAAAAACGAAUUCGCUCAGCCGCCGACCUCGCUUACGGAAAGAGAAGCCGAAGACCGCGACCGCAUCGACCAAGAUCUCAAAGCCGGCCUUCAUCCCCUAAAGCACAAAUAUGUAUUCUGGUACACUCGCCGGACGCCAGGCGUUCGGACGCAAUCAUAUGAGGAUAACAUAAAAAAAAUAAUGGAUUUCAGUACAGUUGAAGGAUUUUGGGUCUGCUACUGCCAUUUGGCUCGUCCAUCAACACUGCCCAGCCCUACUGAUUUGCAUCUUUUCAAAGAGGGAAUUCGCCCUUUGUGGGAGGAUGCAGCCAAUUUCAAUGGUGGUAAAUUGACAAUUCGAUUUAAAAAGGCUGUAUCUGGGAGAUUUUGGGAGGACCUUGUUCUGGCAUUGGUUGGUGAUCAACUUGAUCACAGUGACAACAUUUGUGGCGCAGUCUUAAGCAUUCGCUUCAAUGAAGAUAUUUUGAGUGUGUGGAACCGCAAUGCAUCAGACCAGCAGGCUGUAGCAGCAAUAAGAGAGUCAAUCAAACGACACUUGAAGCUGCCCAGCGCAUAUGAGAUUAAAUACAAAGCUCAUGAUGCUUCUCUGCGUGACAACUCAUCGUAUCGGAACACCACUUGGAGAGGCUAAAACCUACCUAGCGGUUGCUUGCUUCCCAAGAAAAAACGGAGACGAUUCUAAAUUAAGUUUGCAUGUGAGUUGAUCAUGACCAUAGGAAACCAGUGUAGUCGCAUAAUCCAUGCAUGUGAAAUCCACUUUCCAAAUACAUUAAAAUUCUAAUGUUGGGACCAUCAUUGCUGAGUUUCUUUUGGUGGCUAUGAUAUAUAACCUCUAUAGGUUUCAUUUGUUUGUGUACUUCAAAUUAUCUGAGAUACUUCAUCCACUACAAAACUCUAUUCAGCUAAUACUCGAAGUAACUACCUGGGUUUGCCAUGAUGCAGAGCCGUAGGGAGUCCUUUAAGGUGCCUUGUGGACUUGUGGACAUAUUUGUUACUGUUGAUCCAAAAUCAGACUUUGGCAGACCCUUCAAAGACUACGACAAAAACUCGUGUAAUAAUUAAUUGAGGGCCAAAAUCUAUGUCUUUAUUGAGUAGUAAUUUUGGCAGAGUUUCAGUAUGGUAGAAAAGCAUAUACGUAG
This is a messenger RNA of Cuscuta europaea, 1174 nucleotides long. Lineage: Eukaryota; Viridiplantae; Streptophyta; Magnoliopsida; Solanales; Convolvulaceae. The record is from the annotation of a GenBank genome assembly.